AUGCACUUAACGAAGUUCACAGAUGAUGGCAAGUACGAUACAACAGGCUCCAAUGUUAUUGCCUCUCAAGAUAGUCCAACAUACCCAUGGACGUCCAAAGCAAACUUUAUCACAUCGCUUCUUUUUAGUUCUCCCUGCCACCCAUUUUCUGAUGGACAGAAAAAGGCCACCAUCAAUUGGGCUAGAGAGCUCGGUGCUUGGGAUGUUCCCUCAUUUGGCACUGUCAAGAAAGUCCAGAAACACAUUGACUGUCUCAUUGGUGAUCCAACUGAGAAGGUCUUGGCUCGCUCGGGGGACAUCUUUUACAUCAACAAUAUUGCAGAAUCAAUUGCUAGGGACUAUGCGAACCCGCUCACACAAUUCGCGAUGCAAGAUUACCCUGAAGAUGGAGGCGAUGGAAUGUCACAGGUGUUUAAUGGCAUGAAGAUGCUACUUGAUCUCCCAUCACCGCCAGCAGUUCGGGUUGAUGGCACGAUAUAUUUUGUCAACGAGCUACUGCAAGAAUCAUCUAAGGCAUACUUUAUCCCAGAGUGCUUCUUUCUUGGAUCGUGUCCUUCCGCUAAUGAAGUUGAACCUGGAGCUCAGUCAAAUGUGAAAAUUCAGUACGCCCUUGGUCGAGCUGCUGGAUUCAUUGUCAACGACGAACAAGAGAUUCUACCUACUUCGGUGUUUGUGCGAUCAUUCAAAGAUAUUUCUGCAACAUCCGGUGAGCUUGAAUGUGGCCUCACAGUGCAGUGGAAUAAGCAUCACACCAUUUAUAUGUCCAAUGCCAACUUGCCGCACGAGAUGCUCGAGAAAGAGUUUUUUGUACGAUUUGUCACAUCAUCACCUCACACUGCACCAAUGGAGCUCAUUGUCGCAGCCGAAUCUGGCAUUGUUGCGUGGGACUGCAAGGACAAUCAAGAAGUGAUGCUUAUUACAUAUGUGUUGUUCGUCGCUGGUGACAAUCCCAUGCAGGCCGAAGAGUGCAGCCAUGUGGGGCUAAAUUGUAAUUAUUAUUGCAGGACGUGUGAGGUUGGUGGCACGAAGGAAUAUAAAGAAUCCGAGGCUGGAUAUAACAGCAUAUUCAAUCAAUUUGAGACUGCAAUACUUUCAGGUGCCUCAGAGAAGCUUGGCAAAAAACUCAGGAAAUGCAUAGCAGGUUCUCCGGCACUACCUGAAAAUGAAGUCAGGAUCGCGCUCGAGAAAGAGUUUGAGCAGCUCUUGCAAGGCAGAAGGCUCGAUGAUGCUAUCAAUCCCUUACUGGGAAUGCAUGCGUUCAAUGUUCACAUGGAUAUGCCAACUGAAAUUCUCCAUACAGUACUGCUCAGCAUCGUUAAAUACUUCUGGGGGCAGACAGUGUUCCUCCUCAAGAAAUCUAAGCUCCUGCAUCUCUUCCAGAACUGCCUCGAGACCAUCAAUAAGGAUGCGCUAAAUGCUCCUUACCUCAACGCCGACUACAUCUGCCACUACAAAGGCAGCUUGAUCGGCAAGCAUUUCAAGAGUCUGGCGCAAGACGUUAUCAAGCAUGUUGCGAUGGGUGGCUACUGGUACGAUGGCGAGAUCAAGAAAUGGGUUUGCGCAGGCAUCCAAGUCCUAAGUUAUCUUGAUGAGCACCCCAAACAAGCAUGGCUACUGGGGUUAUCGAACUUCAGUCACAGUGUUCCAAUAUCAGGGUCAGGAAAAGUUGAAACAGUGACUGGAAAGUCCGGAAAGACAGUCUGGAAGGACGCAGUUCCCUGGAAGGAUACACGUUGUGCGAAUAUUCCUGGAACUGCUCCACAUGACCCAUGCAUUGAGUACUACCAAGGUAAAUGUGUUGUGACGAGUACAGGAGAAAACCCAGCGGAUGGAAAGGCAGAACGGACCCUAACAUCUCGCUCAAGGUGCAUCGUUCAACACAAGCUGACACCACACUACAUCCUUAACGCGUACUCUAUUCAUAACUACGACUACAUAUGUCUUGUUACGCCUGAUACCCUUCAUGAGACGCCGCUGAGAGUCACCAAUGUGGCCAAACAAAUGCAGGAGAAGCGAGCAGCCAAAAAGUCCGGAGAUGUACCUCAACAAGGAGAAGGUGGUCACAUUGACAAUGUCCCAGCGCCCCAUGCAGUCUUUGAUUGUGCUCCUGCCGUGAAGACUGGUGCCAAACCAAAGGCGAAGUCAGCAGUUCCAGCGUGCGAGGAAAAAAGAAGACUGCCCCCAACAUUUUGCACUGCAAGCGGGACCUUCCUCAGCCCAGCUGACGUAUAUUCCUCCUCAGUUUUCGCACCGUCCUGUGCCUCAAUCAUACAUGCCACCACCUCACUCAUCCAUGAUUCAAGUUUCACACUCAGACCAACCACGCAUUUCUCCACAAAUGUCAUAUUACCUUCCGCUUCAACCCCACCUUCCUGCCGCUCAAUCACACUUGCCUCCACCCCAAUUACAUGUUCCUUCAUUCCCAUCAGCUCCAAUUACCUGGCAUCCAGGCCAUCAAACAUUUUCACAUCCACCGCCCAUACCUCAUUUUCACCAUACGUUACCGCCUAA
Molecule: messenger RNA, 2511 nt
Organism: Suillus discolor
Lineage: Eukaryota; Fungi; Basidiomycota; Agaricomycetes; Boletales; Suillaceae
Exons: 16
Coding region: 1-2511 (836 amino acids)
Source: RefSeq, a predicted model, not a curated record